CUGUACAGCCGCCACCCACUCGAGCUCGGAACCGCGCGAGACGACUCCAAGGUUCGAUGAUCAAGAGAUUUUCUGCAACUAAGACGGACCUGAUUCCAUGGUUCCACAAGUUCGAGCUCAAGUUGCAGCUCCACCACGUCAGCGAACACAAGCACCACGCGUACUUAUACUCCCGGUUGGGAGGCGCGUGCCAAGCAUGGUUCGACAAUCUUUUGUCCAAGUACGGAGUGGGGGCUGUUGGCUUGCACACCAAGAUCAACUGGGAUGAUCUAAAGGCGGCGUGGCAUAAGCGGUUCCAAGUAGAGCCGCGGGAGAUCAAGGCAAUGGACAAGCUGAUGACCUUCGAACAAGGCACGCUGCCGAGUGUCGACUGGAUUGCCGAGUACCAACGCUUGGCAUCCGUCCCAAACAAUCAAAUGGGCUUCAAAGCCGUCAAACACUACUUCAUCUCGAGGUCGUGUCUGACAUUGGGCAAUGCCUUGACUCACAUGGAGGACACCCUGACAACAACGGCGGAGCUCUUCGACAAGGCCGCGCAGAUUAUUGUCACGAACAAGGAGGCCAAGAACCUCCACCAUUUGUCUGCGACAGGCCCGAGCAGAGAUCAGCAUCGCCCGAAAGUGGUCGUGGUCGUGACGGCAACGCUAAACGACCAAACUAGUGAGGUCAUGUCUGCCAAUGAAGGGGACAAACUCGCAGUCGCCCGGGAUGGUGGCCGCCCCGACAAAGGACGAGGACGCGACAAGGCGAAGACAAACACCACAUCUAGCCCCGGGCCAGGCGCAGCAGCUCCCGCCCCAUGGUCCCACUAUGGUCUCUCCGAGCAGGCAUACAAGGCACGCAUGAGAUUCUACUAUUACCCCCGUGUGGUGCGGUUGCUUGACGAGUUCGCCGACAUCUUCGAGUCACCUACCGGUUUGGUGCCGGAUCGGCCGAUCUCUCACGAGAUCAUUCUGGAGGCCGGUGGCGUGCUGCCGAAAGGUUGCAUUUACCGUAUGAGCGAGGAGGAGCUUACAGUCCUCCGCGCGCAACUCGAUGACUCAUUGGACAAGGGCUGGAUCCGCCCUAGUAGCUCUCCACAUGGAGCGCCAGUUCUCUUCGUAUGGAAGAAGAACAAGGAUCUACGAUUGUGCAUCGACUACCGCAAGCUCAAUGUGCAAACCGUCAAGAAUGUGGGGCCUCUUCCUCGUAUCGACGAUCUUCUUGAGCAAUUGGGCGUCGCAAAGUACUUCUCUAAGUUGGAUUUGAAGGUGGGAUACCAUCAGGUUUCGAUCCGGCCGAACGAUCGCUAUAAAUCCCUGUUCAAGACGCGGUAUGGGCAUUUUGAGUGGGUGGUCAUGCCUUUUGGCCUCACCAACGCCCCAACGACAUUUCAAGCGACAAUGACCAACGAGUUUCAUGCGAUGUUGGACCGGUUCGUGUUGGUCUAUUUAGACGACAUUCUCGUCUAUAGCCGGUAAUUGAAGGAUCAUCUUGAGCACCUUCGACGAGUGUUGGAGACGCUCCGCCACACCAAGUACAAAGCCAACCACGA
Messenger RNA from Chara braunii, 1534 nucleotides. The record is from the annotation of a GenBank genome assembly. NCBI's taxonomy places the organism in Eukaryota, Viridiplantae, Streptophyta, Charophyceae, Charales, Characeae.